AAAACAAACAAGAGGCAAAUAGGGGAGGUCCCACCACAUGGCCUUGAUGAAAGCCAAAAUCUCCAACUCUUUAGGCCGCAAAAAACACCGCUUCCUCAUUCCCACACCCUUAACGCCCGCACCGUUCUACCCUCAAAACUUACACAUCAAAGCUUCCGCUCGCCUCUUUCUUCUUCCUGCCCACUCUUCCCCUUCUUAUUACUACCAUCUUAUUAUUCUUCUUCAUACCUUAAAAAUAUAUACAUAGGAGGAGAAAAGCGCUCUUUUUUGAGUUGGGAGGCGAAAGAUGGGUCUGCAGAGCCAGCUGAACGAUGUCUCAUCCGAUUCGAUCCCUCUACUUCUGGUGGCAAUCAUCGCCAACUGCGUAGCUUAUAUUCGGUCCUUGCUUUUGGGGUUAUUUCAGUCCAUAGGCCUCUCUCGAUUCGAUGCGGAUGAAGUGGAGGAUGGGCUACUGGGUGCUGUGGGCUCCGGUUUGGCCAGUCUGAUAGUUCUGGCGGAGCAGCUCAACCUCAAUAGGGUCUUUUCUUAUCGGUACGGUGAGGAUGGUGGCGCCGCUUCCGAUUGCGUGGUGUGUUUGUGCAGGUUAAGGGAUGGCGACCAGGUGCGCAGGCUAGCGUGCCGCCAUGUCUUCCACAAGGAGUGCUUCGAUGGGUGGCUGGAUCACCUCAACUUCAACUGCCCCCUCUGUCGGUCGCCCCUUGUCUCCGACGAGCGCGUGGCCCUCACGCAGCGUCGCGUCGGUGGGGACUUGGUCACCUGGUUCUCUUUGCGAUGAUGGGUAUUGUGCAUGUGAUGUAUGGGGUACAUGUAUGUGUCCGGCGAUGAUGAUGAUGAUGAUGAUGGUGACGAGAGUAAAAAAAAAAGGUUUUCACUUUUCACUGCCUUUUUUGGUCGUCUUCUCUUUUGUCUAGGAGGGUUGGCAGUAUUGACUCUUGACUUCCUUUUUUUUUUAAUCUUGUUUUUUGAAGGCCUCUUUGAAGGUUCUUUUUUACUGCUGUAAAUUUUAGAAGUUUCUUUGUUUUUUUUUUUUUUUUUUUAAAUUUUGGGUGUUUAAUAAUGGAGAGGGUUCUUGUGUAUCACACUGUGAUCUCUGUUUCAGUUUAUUUAUUUACGUGGGUUUUGUA
Vitis riparia (riverbank grape) is the source of this 1124-nucleotide messenger RNA. RefSeq names its product E3 ubiquitin-protein ligase RHA2A. Gene Ontology annotation, biological process: protein ubiquitination. Gene Ontology annotation, molecular function: ubiquitin protein ligase activity. The transcript has a single exon. The record is from RefSeq and is a predicted model, not a curated record. The coding region runs from base 287 to 775 and encodes 162 amino acids. Lineage: Eukaryota; Viridiplantae; Streptophyta; Magnoliopsida; Vitales; Vitaceae.